Molecule: messenger RNA, 1038 nt
Organism: Bactrocera latifrons
Lineage: Eukaryota; Metazoa; Arthropoda; Insecta; Diptera; Tephritidae
Product: probable serine/threonine-protein kinase DDB_G0280133
Exons: 2
Coding region: 1-1038 (345 amino acids)
Source: RefSeq, a predicted model, not a curated record
AUGACUUUGGAUGAACUUAAUAACAGCGCAACGGCAUCCCACGGCCAAAAUAACCGUUGCAGCCCAAACAGCUGCAAUCAAAACACUAAUCGGCGUGUUAUAGCACCCAUUGUGCAACAAACACAACACGCGUCACCACCAAGUGGACGCGGUAUACGCCACAACAAUUCCCAGUCGCAAGUGUGUCGGGCUGUUGUGCGUUCGGCGAGAACACCCGAAAAGCGUCACUCGACAAAUCAGUUGCUCAAACGCGAUCGUUAUUACUAUCAGGUGAAUCCGCAGACGCGCUGGUAUACCAUAUAUGAACGUGUGCCAUACUUCCGUUGGGAGCCACGUUUGAGCGGCGUCUACAACAGUCCCUACCCACACUACAUACAUUUGCCGCAACAGCAGGGCCAACAAGGCGAAGACAAGGAGCAUCAUCUAUUGCCAUUGCCGCCACUCAAGCCGGAUGAGGCAAAACUGCCGCACUUGACGUCACUGCUCGAAAAGGAGAACCACCAACAACAGUUGCAAGCACAACAAUUGCAGCAGCAGGAAAAGUAUACACAACAGGCUUUUCAGCAGCAACAGCAUUUACAGCAACAACUGAAUUUGUCACACCAGCAGCAGCAGUUGCAGCAAAAGCACCAACAUCAGCAAGUGUCACAACAACAACAACAACACCACUUGCCACAGUCGCAAUUUUAUCCACAAGCAUCUGCACUUGCAACGUCAGCAACCUACAACCCAUACGACUAUCACCAGUCAGCUGCACAGUCGCCAGUCACGCUCACACCUCCACCAUCUCCGCCACAAUAUUCCCAAUUGCCUCCAUAUUCACAAACUGUGCAGUUGGCGCCGUAUUCGCAGUCGCCUGCACAAUUGCCACAGCCGCAAUUAGUGCAAUCUUCUCUGUCGCCAUCGCUGCCGGCAUCGCAGUUGCCACAACAAUACAGCCACAGUAGCAGCGCUGCAGAGCAACCACCAAAUAGGCAAUUCUACAAUUGCAACUGUCACGGUGCCUAUUUGCCGUACGAGCAGCUGCCGCCAAACUAA